Molecule: messenger RNA, 1356 nt
Organism: Teleopsis dalmanni
Lineage: Eukaryota; Metazoa; Arthropoda; Insecta; Diptera; Diopsidae
Exons: 3
Coding region: 41-1279 (412 amino acids)
Source: RefSeq, a predicted model, not a curated record
AUACAAAAAAUUUUUCUUUGUCAUAUCGAUCAACUACAUAAUGGUAUUUUACAGAACAGAAAUUGAUAAAAACGGCACAGAAAUUGAUAGGAGCGUUUCUUUAAGCUCUACACGUUCAGCAAAUUCAACAAAACUAAACUCUGGUUCUCAAAAUAAAAACACAACCGUGAGGUUUGUAAACUCAGCUGCGUAUAUUGAGAAAUUUUCAGAAAUGACCUCAAGCAAUAAAGAAGAUAUUUGUCCUCUGGUCGAUACGAAGAAUAAUGACAUCGUGUCGUGCUUGGAGAAACCUACGAAUUAUGUUCCAGGGCUUACCAACUCAGCUGAAUAUAUUGAGAAAACUUUAGAACUAAUUCCAAACAAUAAAGAAGAGACUUGCACUUUUGUUGAUAUGAAAAAAAAUAUUUCCAGCUUAAUAACACCAAAAAGUCGUCUUCCAACGUUUCUAAAUUCAGCAGGGUCUAUUGAAAAGCGUUUAGAACCAACUUCAGGUAAUAAAGAAGAGACAUGCUCUUUUGUCAAUAUGGAAGAUAAUGAUAUUGUGUCUUCCUUGGAGAUAACAAUAAAUCCUAUUUCAAGAUUUGUAAACUCAGCUGCAUAUAUUAAGAACAUUUUAGAACCGACUUCAACUAAUAAAAAAGAGGUUAAUUCUCUUCUCAAUAUGGAGAAAAAAGACAUCAUUCCUCCCUUAAAGAUACCAACAAAUCGUCAACUUUCAAGUACAGCUUCAAGAUAUGACAGAGACAGGAAUAAAAUAUAUCGAGAGGCUAGAAAUCCUGAAUUGGCUUAUACACAGUGGCUAGAACAAAAGAACAAACUUUUAACGGACCGUACUAUUAAACAAAAACAAUUAGAGGAGGAAAAACGUAAACAUAAGGAAUUGCAAAAUAGUGUUUCAGCGACCAAAGUUCAGGAAUGGUUCAAUAAAAAAAAACAUGCUCAUUCCUUAAAGAAAAUUCAAGAGUCACUUAAGUUACUUACGGAUAUAAUUAAGAAAGAAAACACUAUUUUAAAAGCAAUGCAAUCAAAAAUCAAAUUUUUAGAAUGGGAAUGUAAUAAGGAAAGAGAAGAAAAACAAAAGCGUUUACUAAAACAAAUAGAAAUAAAUAAACAACGUAUUGAAAUAGAAGAGAGAAAACAAAAAGCAACUGAAGCAUGGGAAGCAUGGAUAACGAAAGCUGCUAAAAAACCUAAGCCCGUACCAUUAAAUAAGGGUCUUGACUCAUUACGUGGUGCAGUAUCUCAUAGUUAUGUUAAUCCAAAUCAGUGGCAAACAUAAGUUACUUACUAUUUAUAUAUCUUCGUAUUGUUGUCAGUUAAGACUUUAACUUUUUUCAAAUAUUAUCAUAAAGUUCA